Messenger RNA from Anastrepha ludens (Mexican fruit fly), 1888 nucleotides. RefSeq names its product peroxisomal targeting signal 2 receptor (gene Pex7). Bases 197 to 1201 code for a protein of 334 amino acids. NCBI's taxonomy places the organism in Eukaryota, Metazoa, Arthropoda, Insecta, Diptera, Tephritidae. Gene Ontology annotation, molecular function: protein binding. Gene Ontology annotation, biological process: protein import into peroxisome matrix. The transcript has 4 exons. The record is from RefSeq and is a predicted model, not a curated record. Gene Ontology annotation, cellular component: peroxisomal matrix; cytosol.
CAAACCGAACGGAUGCUACACAAAUUCCAUGCGGAUGCUGAAACGCUUCAAAUACGCUUACAAAACAUUGAACUACCUAGAAGAAUUAUUAAUUUAUAAAAGUCAGUAGUUUUAACUACUGGAAUUGUGUUGUUGUGUGAUCUGCCAAAAAUUUGUAUUCUUUAUAGAUUUCCAACUCAACAACACUUUUGGAAAAAUGCAGUCGUGUUCCACUCCUGAUCGCCAUGGGUACAGCGUGUGCUUUUCACCAUUCCAGCCAAACCAUUUAUUACUGGCCACAAGUCAACUUUAUGGCUUGGCUGGAGGUGGCACAUUAUUUCUGUUAGAGCUGCCUGCGGCGAAUGGCAAGGGCUUGACUGAACUUGGACGGAUGGAGUGGUCUGAUGGACUUUUUGAUGUGGCAUGGUGUCCGUAUGCGGAUAAUAUAGCGGCAACGGCUUCUGGUGAUGGCUCUCUGCAAAUAUGGGGCGGGCUAGACGAUAACACCGAUUCAGAAGAAAUGCUGAAGACGCUUACUCAGCCCUUGAUUUGCUUGCAGGAACACAAAAACGAGGUGUACAGCAUCAACUGGGGCGAACAGUGGAACAGUCAUCAGCUGUUGUCAGCCAGUUGGGACGGCACCAUCAAACUAUGGGAUUGCCAUCGCCAGAACUCGUUGACCACCUGUACCGGACAUAGUGACCUCAUCUACUGUGCAAAGUUCUCGCCACUUAUUGCCAACCUCUUCGCUAGCGUAAGUACAGAUGGUUACUUAAACUUAUGGAAUUCUGCUCUUGAAUUUUCAGGUAAACCACUGAUGAGCAUCGAAGCAGCGCACAACGGCGAAGUACUUGCCUGUGACUGGAGUCAAUUCGAUCGAAACUUUCUGAUGACUGGUGGUUCGGAUGGACUGGUGCGAGCUUGGGACUUACGAAACAUGCGACAUCACAUCUUUCAACUUUACUCCGGAGAAUUCGCGGUACGGCGCCUAGCUUGCUCACCGACAACGGCAUCGGUGGUGGCAACAGCAAAUUACGAUUUCACGACUAGAAUCUGGGAUUUCAAUCAGUCUUUAGACGCUAUGGAGGUCAAUGUAAACCAUACAGAGUUCGUGUGCGGAUUGGACUGGAAUGCUAGUAGACCACAUCAGCUUGCCGACUGUGGCUGGGAUGCCGUCGUUAAUGUUUAUACGCCGAAAACACUAACUGACCUGUUGGACUAGGGAUUCUGGGGAAUGCUUGGGACGUUAAUGCAUUACCAAAUAUACAACUUGAGGAGAAGAGGUUUAAAGUAAUGUUACAAGCUUUGUAAAUGCGCUGUGAAAACUAUUAGAUUUGAUAGUUAGAAGCUAAGGAAUCGAAAGUAAGCAGAAUACAAAGGAUGACCUUAAAAGGUAUGAAAUAGAGGACCACGAGGAACAAGUAGCUGAGCUAUUCUAAUUUUCACCAACUAAGUGUCUUCAUUGUGAUAAUAGAAAUUUACUCAUACAAUCAUGGAAAUUGUUGAAGAAAGAUUUACAUAAUUAUUCAUAUUUUAGCUUUAAUGUAUAAAUUUUUUAUUGAAAAAAUAAUAAAACCUUUUAUGUAUAAAGUCGACAACGGACAAAAUUAUAUAUCGGACUUAACGUUGGCGAGUGGUACGACUAGAAAAGUUUGAGCUCAGCGUACAGCUAGAAACAUUGGCCACGCAGCGUACAAUUUUACUCUUUCUUCACAUGGCAUUAGUCACUCACGAAAACCGGGUGAAACAGUAGCGAUAAAAAUUUAUGACGCCUCUGCAUCCUUUUUAUUUCGUAGGAAUUUCACUAGUUUUACUGGUUGAUGCGUGCCAUUGCAGGAUUUGAAGAACUUGGAAAUUACUUUAAAACGCAAGUAAAUGGCGAUUACCAGAUGGAUAGACAAAAGUUAUU